ACUAACAUAAAUCUACAAGAGCUUUUAAGACUGUUUCUUCGAAGCAACGGAGAUAUGAAAUGGACAUCCUAAUGUUAACUAUUAUUACUUUAUUUUGAAAUUAUCGCCUCUGUUGCGUGCAGCCGUUGCCCAUGGAAACAGUUCAAAUAUAAAUUACAAUUCGUGGAAUUUAUUCUUUUUUAGGUUUUUAUUUCCUGCAACAAAAAAAAGAAAUGCGGAUAUAGCGUUGUGUUAUUUAACAUUAGUUGCCCCUUUUUCAUGAUUAACCUGCUUGUCUUUGACGUCGUUGAAGGAGCAGGGUUGCACAACAGUCCUGAACAAACAACAAGAGACCCUGCACUGACUGAAAACUCCCAGCAUUCAAAGUGACUCAUCCUGAUGUGCAGGAGGUUGAAAUGCUGCUGGUGUUGGUGUCCCUGCUCGGCUGCGUCCCUGCAGCCAAGGCCUGUCUGCAGUGUGACCGCAAGAUCAGGCUCCUAUUCGAGGACUUAAUCCUGUCUGCUCCCACUAUGGUCGACCAGAUUGAAAUCAAAAAGAUUCGUGACCAUGCCUAUGUGACCUACAGGGAGACCAGCCGGGAACGAAAGGGAGUCGUUGAUCCCACCACUCUGUACAGAGCCAGAACUGAGUACCAGAGUGAAUUUGAUCGCUUCUUGAAAACCCAGCAUACUGGAUCUGCAACAUUUGAAGCCAUUCAGAUCAUGGAGAAGGGCAGGAAGAUCUUAGAGAAACACUUGGACACAUUCAUCCAUGACGGAUUGUGCCCUAACAAGUGUGGGCUUUUGAAACGAAGAGUAAUGGAUUGCUUCUCUUGCCGCUAUAAGAUAUACAUCUGUCCCUCUCCCUCUGGUCAGCAGGAUUGUGGUGAGCACCCAGUGCCGGUUGAGGAGGGAGGCCAGGCAGUGUUGAACUGUUUCCUCCCAUGGCAUCCCCUUCUGAUGGAAAGACCAGAAUACCACUACUCAUGGGCCCCUGGUGUGCCAGGAACUAAAAAGAUGAAUGAGAGUGACUUCAAAGUCUUGGUAGUGACAGACGAUUCAUCUGUGGUCUUAAAUCAGCUGCAUGUGGAUGAACAGGGAACGUAUCGCUGCUCUCUGCAGGGCCGAAACGGAGGAACCGUUUUCUACCGAGUCACUUUCCUACUCACUGUUGCCCCUUUCCCUGACCAAACUCACCGACCCAUCAUCACUCUGCCGCCCCUGCCUGAUGGAGACAACUACUCACCUUUUCAACCCACCGAGGGCCUGCUGGUGCCAGUGAUCGCCAUGGUUACUGCUUUGAGUCUGGCAGCGAGCGUAGGCCUCACAGUUGUCCUGGGACUGAUGAUAAUACAGAGGAGAGCCACGAAGAAGCCAAGAAAAAGGAAAGAGGAAAAAACCACACAAAGCAUGGUGUAAUGAAGAUACUGUGUACAGUAAAUAGACACAGGGAAGUUUUACAUUGCUCUCAGUAAUGUAAUAAAUUUUCCUAGCACAAAGUGCCAAGUCAUGUCUAGGAAUAACAUGGAGGUGAGAAAAUGUAUGAUUAACACGCAAAUAGGGUGUGUUGAUAUUUUUGCUUAUUUUUUGAACAUUGAAAAAAAAAUUGUCGAUGUGAAUCUUGGUGAAUCAAAUACUGAGCUCUCCCUCAUAAAACAGAAAGUUUGUGGUGUAAUAAAACCAGAGCGUACAACACACACACACACAAACACCCACUUAAACACAUGCACAAAAAAAUCCCCCAGAAACCACUCAACUUUCCGUAACAUUAAGCAGCGGCGAGCCAGAACACAUCAAUGAUCUGACCCCAGCAGGGACACGUUUCCCCUGAAUGGAGUGAUGGCGUUGUCACGUGGGCGUUUAUGAGAGGAAUCAGGGAUGAGGUAAAUCUCCCGGAUUACAGUGUUUUUCAGAGAUUAAUAGCCCCAGCUAUCCAAUUAAUCCUGGAUAAUCCCCUGUGGCAGGAGGGGGAGAGACGUAGAGGGGUACAAGCUAGCAGCAGAUGUUUUCAUCAGGGUUUCUUUUAGGGUUUAUUUACUCAUUUAUUCAUUCAGAGCGUCUGAGUAAGGGCAAACUUUUGCAUUACUAAUAAUGUUCUUAUAAUUUUGAAGUCAUUGUUUUCUUACAACACAAUCACCAGACAUUGUAAUUCUCUGUUCGUCUUGUCUGCCUACAGUCUGGGCAUUUUGAUGACAAGCUGCUUCUGUUCACAUAAGUUCUAUCACAAUCUCCACCACCUCCUCACCUUCAGGUGGUAUGUCAUAUUUCCGAUCACUGCUUCCUUAGAACUACAACAAAUUCGCACCAACCUCUCAGCAAUGUGUCACCCAAGAUGUUUUCUUGGCUAAUUAUUUGACAGUCUCAUUUGCUAACACAGGAAAGAUAAUGAAACAUUUGAACCAAAUGAAAAUGAAAGUAAGCGAUUGAUUAUGUAUGAGUCAACGCGUCCAGGAGUUAGGUAACAAAGUUAUCUCUGAAAUCAUUAAUCACUGCUCAGGUUUUUUAGGGAUUUUUCAGACUCAACUUCCUGAAUCAUGCAUCAGUUUAGGCUAUGAGCUAUGACAUAGGUUGUAAUGAUGCAAUAUGAGGGUGUGUGUGUUUGGAUGCUGAGGCCUGCAUGGAUGGUGACAGGAUGUGUUUGUGCGGGGCUGUUUCCGGUCGGACCGCUAAGAUGGGGGCGAAUGUUGAAAAAAGAAAACCCUCUUUUAAGACACCCACCAUACAGAGACACACACGUCACAGUCAUCCACCUCAACAGACUCACUUCACUGUGGGUUUAUAUGUGUGUGUUCAAGCCUAAAGUGCAUGUUGAGGCUACAGUAAAUGCAUGCUCAGCGGCUCUACUGACAGCCAUGAUGAACUGUGUACCAAAGUGUGUGAGUGUGUGUGUUUGGACUGCUGUGGAUUGAAAUUGCAGCCUCAGCAGGGAGAGAGCAUGACAGAGUGGGAGUGCUGCUGAGGGACCAGCAGGCAUGUGUGAGGGAGGGGGAGAAGGGAAGUGGGAACAUGAAGAAAGUGGAGUUAGAGGUUUGUGUGGGAGAUGUGUGUGGGAAGGUGAUUUAAAUGUGGGUUAUGAGGAAAUGAAGACAAAGACGUCAGAUUACAUCUUAUAGUAUAAAUAAAUACCACACUGCACAUAAAGUAUACUUUUCUGUGUUUAACAAUGCAUUGGCUGUGCUCUAUCCAGGGGCGGAAAAGAUAUCAACAAUAUCCUAGUGAGUUAGAAUUACUGGUGUUUGACUUUAAUUAGAAUUGAGAGGACUUGUAUUGAAAACUUCUCACAUAAAAAACAAAAAAAGACUACUCUUGUGAUGUACUUAAAGCCCCUUAAACCAGGUAUUUCUCUACAAUUAAAUAUUUACAACUCAAUAAGCAGCAACAAAGUUCAACACUCAAAAAUGAAUCUGCCUUAUAAAGAAUGUGUGGGUAUGGUUGGAUCACACUGACUGACUCACUGUCAUCAACUCAUUUUGAUUUAAAUAUUACUAAAUCCUGACUGGAACACAGAAAUAUGUAACAUCCCAACUGAGUCCCGUCUGUAGAACCAGUAAGAAGAUGACAGACAAAUACACAAAUACAUAAAUUACUCAUGUAAAAUAACAUAAACUGUAGUCACAUAGUUUGAGGAUUCAAGGAUGUUUUAUGAGGCUUAGGUUUAUUAAUUUAUAAAUGGGUUCAUUAUUUACAAUCGAAACAAUGACGCCAUUAAGUUGUUUUUCUCUGAAAGUAUCAUCAGUUCUUCCAGGAAGUCAUGUUAGUUACUAAAGAGCAAAAAUCAAGAAGUGUUGACUUAGAUUUUAACACACAUAAAGGUCACACAAUAUUUCUGUUAUUUAUAGCUCAAUGUUUAUGUUCAUUAGGGAUUACUGUGUUUGUGAUCUUCAUAGACUGAUGAUAAUUCAGAGGAGAGCCACGACGACGCCGAGAAGAAGUAGGGAGGAAAAAAACCACACAAAACUAUGGUGUGAUGAAGAUACUGUGUACAGUAAAUAGACACAGGGAGGUUUUACAUUUCUCUCAGUAACUGAAUACAUUUUCCCAGCACAAAGUGCAAAGACAUCACGUUUUCCCAACUGAGUGCCGCCUGUAGAACUAGUAAGAAGAUGACACAAACACAGAAAUUACUCAUGUAAAAUAACGUAAACUGUUCUAACUUACUGUACCCCGAUACUCAGAGCAAGAAACUGAGAAAAUAUGUUUUCAGGGACUUUAAGGUCACCAAGAAAGAGCCAACACAUCCUGUCUGUAACCUCAACAUCAACAUCCACUCACCCUCCCAUCUGAUUCAUUACUGCCUUACAAAUGCCUUUGUAGUGCGUAGGAUUAAAUAUUUAACAUUAUUAAUGUGAAAAUAAAUUGUCUUUUGGGUUUAAUAGUGAGCUGUGACCAUUUUUCUUUAUUAUAAAGGUUUCUAACAAAUUGCCUUAAACUUAAAUGGAAUAUUUUUCUUAUUUUUGACAGCACAAAAAACAAAACUAAUAAUAAAUCCAUCCCACUAACAAGUAUUGUCUAUAUAGCUCUUAUCUCUUAUCUGUGCCAAAGACCUCUAUUGUGGUCUAUGAACUAUUAAAAAUACAUCGAUGAGCCACGUUGUGAUGAACAAAGGCACUGUAGUUUAUUUUGAGUCAAUCCCACAAUGGAAAUUACUGAGCCUUUUUUUAAAAAAAUUGAAGUAUUCAUUAGUGUCUUGUUUUUAAAGACUACAAUAACACUGUGGUGGUUUUGGUCUGUUCAGGGGAUUUCUUUGAGAAUUGCAUAAAAUAUAAAAUAU
This is a messenger RNA of Dicentrarchus labrax (European seabass), 4749 nucleotides long. RefSeq names its product izumo sperm-egg fusion protein 1. Gene Ontology annotation, molecular function: signaling receptor binding; protein binding involved in heterotypic cell-cell adhesion. Gene Ontology annotation, cellular component: plasma membrane; acrosomal membrane. Lineage: Eukaryota; Metazoa; Chordata; Actinopteri; Moronidae. Bases 396 to 1397 code for a protein of 333 amino acids. The record is from RefSeq and is a predicted model, not a curated record. The transcript has 10 exons. Gene Ontology annotation, biological process: sperm-egg recognition; fusion of sperm to egg plasma membrane involved in single fertilization; heterotypic cell-cell adhesion.